CAAAUAACAUGAAUCUCAAAUAACAUGGACAUCUAUUUGAUUUAAUUUUUCCAAUACAAUUUUCCAUUUGAUACGCAGAUAUUGUGUUCUAUAGUUUAAUCGUAAUUUAAAUUAAGUGUGAAUAUCGGAUGCGAAGUUUUCAUUUUUUCAAAUGGAGUGUUUUAUUCCGUAGUCUGGAAUCUAUAAAAGCGACGUAUUGUUUAUAUGGUUAUUGUCUGAGAUUAUAGAAUCAAUUAUUCCAGUCAGUUUUCGAACGCUUUACCAGAUACAAUAUUUUAUAUGCUAGCAGACGACAAUAUGCUCGCGUGACGAAUAGAUGUGAUAUUUGAUGACUAAGGAUGUAUAGGAUUGUUUGAAAUAAAACAAACUGUUACUGGCACGUGACAUGGAGCUGGUUGUGUGUAUAGAUAUAGGCUCCACCCACACUGGUUACGCCUACUCUUCUAAGAAGGAGUACGAUGAAAGAAUGUUAAAUAUACACCAUAACGAGGAAUGGAUGUCCGGACACGCUAAUCUACAUACAUUCAAGACACCAAGCAUAGCUUUACUACAACAAGACAAAACAUUACAUAGCUUUGGUUACGAAGCAGAGCGUAAAUAUACACAACUCCAGGAUGUUAAACAGCAAGAUAUGUGGUACUAUUUUAAACGCUUCAAGGCUGACCUUAAAACAAAGCAAUUUCGGAAAGACACUGUGAUAUUAGAAGAAGGAGGGAAAUCCAUCAACGGCGUUUCAUUAUUUACCAUCAUAUUGAAAUACCUGAAAAUUCAUUGUUUUGCUGGCUUGGAGGAUAGUGCUCGCUACGGGACGUCAGAAGUGCUGGCAAAAUACAAUAUUCGUUAUGUGAUAACCGUCCCAACCAAGUGGGAUAAUGCCUCAAGAGACUGUAUAAAAUCCGCAGCUAAAAAGGCAGGCUUGAAUCCACAUUAUAUUCAUACGGAAAGUGAAGCCGCCGGCAGAUAUUGCCGACUUGUACCCAUAAGGCCGACCACUGAAAAUUCGUUCUAUAUACAGAAACCUCAAACCCAGCAUAUGAUUGUGAAUUUAGGAGGAAGUGGGAUAGACGCAGCAGUUCAAGAGAUAUUGGAAGACGGUGCUGUUAAAGAAUUUCCAAAGAAUGUUGGCAAUGCAUCAGGUGGUACUCGUGUUGACGCCGACUUUCUGAAAUUCGUUUCAACGUUGUUUGGAAACGAGUUUAUUGACCUUUACUCAAAAAAGAACCGAAUAGACUUUUUGGAACUUCAGUAUGAAUUUGAAGUAAAGAAGCGGAAAUUUUCCCUUGAAUCGGAUCAAGGAACAAGUCUUGAAUUACCAAGUUCAUUAGUGAAAAUGUAUACUACAAAAUAUAAACAAUCACUUCAGUAUAUGAUAGACGACACUGACUUCGUUGGAAAAAUCUUGUCACAAGACGAAUAUCUAAUACUUAACAAAACAGUCAUGAAAGACAUUUUUGGUCCUGCUGUAAAAAGUAUAGUUGGGUACCUUACUAAUUUGUCACGUGACCCGGAAACAAAAAAGUGUGAUGUUAUUAUUCUAGUAGGUGGAUUUUCAGAGUCUCCAGUUGUGACGGGUGCUACGCGAUUUUAUUUUCCAAAGUCAAAUAUAAUUACAAUGGAAGAUGCGUCUUUAACAGUAUUACGGGGCGGUGUCCUUUUAGGUCACAAUCCAGAGCCGAUCCUUACGGUCACACCAACUUUUUCUUACGGUAUCGGAAUGGCAGUUCCGUUCAAUGGUAACCAACACCCAAAUGAAAAACUUUUCCUAGCGAAAGAGAAACAGUAUUGUUCAGCAGUAUUUGCACCGCUUAUUAAAGCGGGAAGAACUGUAAGCGUUACAGACUUUAGUCGAUCAAUUAAAUUAUCGCUAAACAGACAGCUUCAGAAAGUGGUGGCAGUGCCUGUGUACGCAUCCAAAGACUUACGAGCCAAAUAUGCUUCAGAAGAAAGUUGUUAUUUGUUGGGUAAGCUCAAAGUGCCCGUUGGUGAUCAGGACAAAGUUGUUGUGCGCUUCCUCAUUCUUGGUGACUUCCUGAUUGUCGAAGGGUUAACUGAAACUUUUAGAACAAUAACUCAAGAAUCGUUCAGUCUUGUCCCCGUCGAUAAACAAAGUUGAUGGAAGUGAAUUGAUAGUCUACAGCGUUCGCGCUAAGUUUCCUCAAAAAGAUUUUACCUGUUCACCUUGUAUUAAAUGAGAUUGAUAUCUACUCAUUUUGCAGGAGCUCAAAGUCUUACAAUUAUUUGUGGAGUUGAACAUUUAUUGCUGUGAUGGAUUAUGUUAGCAUGCAAGGAAUAAUGAAGUUAACUGCUUUUAAAAAAAUAACUUUGGGACGCUUUUGAUGUGAUAUCUAUUUACAAAGUAAACAAAUAAGACAAAACAAUACAAAAAAUGCCUCUGUAUAACAUAAUAGAGAAAAACAGAACCCCUUAAGAACGCCCAAAAAAGACAAAAUUAAAAGUUUUUUUUAGCUUGUUCAUGAAAAAUGGAAGUUACCGUCCACGCCCACACGGCUAAAUUUGACAUUUCUCAUUUCAUAUUCAUAAAAAAACCUUGGAUCAAAGCAUCUUACACCUUUAUGAUGGUACUUCCUUUCAGUAAAUGGCAUUUUGGUGUUUUAUAUAUUUUAAAAUUUGUUACGAUGCAGACUCAAUUUAUGGACCCUAUGACAAUGUGAUACAGAUGAAAUAGGAUGGAAAUAGGCUUAUACAAAAUGUUUAUGCUUAGAAUAUUAUAAUCAUGCCCAUGGAGUGUAGCUUUUAUGCUUUGAAUAUGAUAAAUUCUACACACAUUAUUUCGAUUGUUUAUGGUCUCGUGUUUUAACAAAUCAAUAACAAAGGUCAAGAUUAAUAUAAAAAAUAAAUAAAUAAAGGAGAAUAAACAAAAAUAUGAAGACAUAUAAACUGGAUGAAUUAGGAGAUGUGGAAUCUUGUGUCUAAGAAUUCUACUUGCGGAUCACCUACAUGACUAAACGUUUUGAUGUUUUCUUCAAAAUUUACCCCAAUUAACCAAUCCUCUUAUCUAAGGGAUAAACCGUUUCACAUCAGGUGACUUCUCAUGCCGGUGCACGCCACACCGGUAGUCAAUAGCAAAACAUAAAUGUUAACUCAAAUAAAUGAUAAGGUCAUCAAUUAUGCAUAUUUCUAUACACAAUUCAUUACGCUCGAAUAUGUUUCCAUAAAGCGUUUCGCUUGCAUACAUUUAUAUAUUUGUACCCUAAACUAAAUUACAAAUCAUGAUGACUUUACAAUAUUUUAUGUUGUUCUUAAUCAGUGUUUAUCAUGAAUUAAGUGGUAUAUGACUUCGAAUUUAUGUCUUGUAACUUCUGUGCAGCAUUAAAUGCAAACCGACCACCAACAGACCUUCAAACAACAUGAACACAGCUUUUGCAGUUGUUUUAGUUUGCUUUCCAAGAUAACAUUGGAAAAUAUGUUUAAAUACAUUUAUGAAGUGAUAAUUUGUUUGUAUUAGGAACAAGUACGAUUUUUCAUUUAGUAUGGGACUGGAGCAAGAAGUAUAAAUUUUACCCAUUUUGGCGCCUUCAGCUUUCAUCAUGUUUGUUUCAUAUGGUCAUAUUUUACCAUUUUAAUACAUUUGUAUGAUUAUUUAUUUAUUUAUUUAUUUAUUUAUAGAUUAACUUUAUUGAAAUUAUUAUUGACAAAUUAAAGCAUGUGGAACAAGAAUGUUUUGUUGUCAUUUAUUAGCUGGUCUGUUUUAGAGAAAAAGUCGACCUAUUUGAUUGCUGCGUCGUCGUUGCCGUCGGCGUCGUAAAACAAAUAAUAUAAAUAGCCAAUUACACGAAGAGUUUAAAAUGUACGAUUUUUGAUUUAGUAUGGGACUGGAGCAUGAAGUAUAAAUUUUACCCAUUUUGGCGCCUUCAGCUUUCAUCAUGUUUGUUUCAUAUGGUCAUAUUUUACCAUUUUAAUACAUUUGUAUAAUAACGUAUUUAUUUAUUUAUAUGUUAACUUAAUUGAAUUGAUUAUUGACAAAUAAAAGCAUGUGGAA
Ruditapes philippinarum (Manila clam) is the source of this 4000-nucleotide messenger RNA. Its product is annotated as heat shock 70 kDa protein 12A-like. The record is from RefSeq and is a predicted model, not a curated record. NCBI's taxonomy places the organism in Eukaryota, Metazoa, Mollusca, Bivalvia, Venerida, Veneridae. The coding region runs from base 386 to 2113 and encodes 575 amino acids. The transcript has 6 exons. Gene Ontology annotation, molecular function: ATP-dependent protein folding chaperone; ATP binding.